UUAUGUAGCCGUUUACUUUCUUUUCAUAUCAUAUUUUAACGACAUUACACGUUUUAGAGCAGACUGCAAAUCCUGUAAACAGGGAGACAGAUUUUCACAUCCUCUCUGUCAAAGUGAUUAAAAGACAAAGAGUUGUUAUAAAAAAUGGCUUAGUAAAAUGAUACUGAAUAUCUUAAAACGAAGAUAUAUAAAACUUUGUGUCGAAACAUGAGUGUCACAGUUUUUACAUUUCGACACCUUUCGGUUUUAUUAACAUUUUCCUAUUUCUUAAAAACAACGAACAGCAAAACCAUAUCAGGAACACUUUCAAGUCAUUCAGCUAUUAACGAAUGGGGACAGUAUUUAACAACAUUUUGCUUUCAUGGUCAAGCUUUAUUGAACUACACCUUGAAUGAUACAGGUCAUUCCUCACCAAAGUUUGUUUUGUUUUUAAAUGACGAUUGGAGCGAUGCGUUACAAGAAGACGCGUGUGAAAAUAAAUUUGAAUUAGCCAGGGCAGUAUAUCAAAUAAAGAACAGAACUGGUAAUUUUACAGUAAGUUACAUAGAUAAACCACACCUUUACCAUGUGUUAUACGUGGAUGAUAACACCUGUGGAGAUGACAGUCGAGAGAUCAAACCUAACUACAUACAUUAUACAAUACAAUUACUCAAUCCUGACUCCCUAGGAAACCCUACAGAACAUUUUGGAGAUGAUGAAACAGGACUUCUUAGAUUUUACCAGUUAUUGACUUUAGCGUAUUUUGUAUUAGGGUGUAUAUUUGCUCCACGAUUGUAUGAAACAUUAAGUAAAGGAGGCCCAAUGCAGCUAGUCAUACAAUUACUAUCAGUGUCUACCUGUCUACAGGCAUUAGGGAGCUUUAUUAUGAUGAUUCAUUUACAAAGGUAUUCAAAAGAUGGAAUGGGUUCAUCAUUUGUAGAAUUAAUAGCUGAAUUUUUUGAUGUAUUGUCUCAGUUUGCUAUGUUGUAUAUGUUACUCAGUCUAAGUCUUGGAUGGACCUUAGGCACAAGUUAUAAAGCAGUAUCACAUCUACAUAUAAUCAGUAAAAAACCUGCAGCUAGAGUUGUAGGGGUCUUGGCUGUAAUACAGGCAAUACUAUUUAUAUGGGAACAGAUAGAAGAUACAGAUCACAGAAUGUAUCACGCUCAUCGUAGUUAUGCUGGUUUAGCACUUGUAGUUCUACGUAUUUUAUUAGCUGCCUUAUUUGCCUGGAAUCUCAAUGUAACAGUAUCAGCAGAAAGGAGUGCUUUACGUAGGGAAUUUUAUAAGUCUUUCACUAAAAGUUGUAUGUUAUGGUUUUUAUGUUAUCCUUUGAUAGUGGUGAUAUCGUGGAUAUUUUAUGAAUACCUCAGAUAUAAGUUGAUAACAAUGGCAGUUGUAAUGAGUCAGUGUGGAGCUGUGGCCAUGCUGUAUAAGUUAUUCCUGUCUAGAAGCCUGUACUGGGAAAUAUCUGCUUUAUCAAGUUCUCUCCCCUUACAUGUCAGAAUGGAUAAAACUUUAGGAUACAAAUUAUACUCAUGACAGAACAACAUGGAUAAUUAACUUUGCCCAAAACUGUGUUCAGAAAGAUGUGAAGGGACCAGUAUGGUCAUUAUAUUUGGAAAUGUAACUUUGUUUAACUGAUCUUCAGUGGCAUUGAAAGUUCAGAAUGUCUUAGCAGAAAGUAUGUACGACACCACCAAGAUAUAAAAUCAGCACAGCGGGUCAUACUAAAGGAUUUGAUUCCUUCUGGAAAUGGACAGUAUUGACACUUUAGGCACUAUUUUAACAUGUUUUAAAAAUAGGUAGUUUUAUAAUUUAUUUCCAUCCACACAUAUUCUGGAAUUAAAACAUAUGAAAUUAUUUUUUACAUAUUCAUCAAAUUUUAUUUAAAUUGUAGAUUUUCUAAAAAUUGGUAUGAUGAAAUAGAGUUUCAAAUGGCCCAAAUGUCCGUGUGAGCAAUUGCUAUUGUUUGGUUUUUGUUGACGUCCUCUGUCAUUCAUUAACCUUUCAAAAAUCUUUUGCUCUGACCCUAAUGGGCCAUUUAGGGUAUCUAUUGUAAAAACAUGUGUCUAGUAAUUCUGCUUGCCAACAAACGUGGCCACAAAAACCAAAAACUGCCUAACUACUGAUAGAAAUUAAUACCCUUUAAUAAAUGAUGAUUAAUUCUUCUCUUUUUAUUUUGCUUUUUAUUUUGAGAACUGUAGUAGUUAUAGCAAUUGUCAAUAGUAAAAAUUAUCAGCAAGACAAGAUCUACUUGCCCACAUGGGAACACAUCCGCAGCAUUAAACUGCACUUUUCCCCUGCAUGGGAAAAUUUCAACUAAUGACUUGAUCUCUCCACCCUGUACCUUGAGAGACCUGCAGUAGCCCACAUGGGAACUUGUCUGUGGCUUCAUACUUCAUUUGGAAAGCAAAGCAGAAAUCCUCAGUCCCCUUAUAGAAGGCAUUGCCCUUUAAAAUUUUGAUUGACAUUUUAGAUUUUUGGGUAAAGCUUUGUUAGAGAGAAAGUGUAAAAACCAAAAAUGAUCAGCAAAAACAUACUUUUUUUCAUGCAUUUUAUUAUGGAAUAACGUUGUAGAGUGCUUGGCCAUUGUUAAAGAUGCACAUAGAUGAUUGACACAAGCUCUUUAGAUUCUCUAUUUUUGUAUGGGAUUCUUUUUAUUAUUGUUUAAAAUUGGUUUAUUUUGGGGGAGGGAUGUAUUUGAUUCAGUUAUGUUAGACAUAAAUAUACUCUCAUUUAAUGUUAUAUUGACUGUGGUAAUUAAUUAACUGAGCAGAUUAUUUUAAGUGAGAAUGUUACAUAUCAUAUACAAAUGUGCUCAUAAAAUAGUUAUGUAUUCAAUGUAUAAAUGAGAAUUGUUAAGGGUAAGAUGUCUUUAAAAUGUUGCGAAUUAUUAUUAUAACUUUUGUAGUUAUGUAACAGUAAUCUUCCACUAAGUACACAUAUUACCUUUUUUAGUAGCAGGUUACACUAGUCCUAAGCUAGUGAAAGGUAGAACUGAAUAAAUAUGCUACAGUCAUAAGACAACAGUAUUUUAUUUUUCCAUCCAUAUGUACUACAUUACAUUUUUUUUCUCUUACAAGCCAAAUUUUUUGUACUUCAUCCAACCAUCUGAUUUGUGAUUGAAUUUCUUAUACUUGAGCAUGGAAUUUGCCUCAUCUGCAUAUAUGAUAAAAUUAGAUGAAAAUGGGUGUAAAUCUGGAGAAACAUGGUAGAAUAUCCUUUUUUGUUUCAUUACAAAUUAAAUGUAAAGGAAUAGCUUUUUAUUUUCUUAUGCUUAUUUGAACACAAAUUAUAAUUUUAUCAAUUUCAAUUUUUUGUUAUACUUAAUACAGAUCUUGAUAACUUAUAAAUGCAAGAUUCAUUUGUGAUGGCAAAUUAUGAAUAGCAAUAAAUUUUCUUUUAACCAAUCAUAGAAUGAAAAAUUAAAACAUUCCUUAAAACAUUCUUUUCCAACUAUAGACUAGUCCGACAAAUUGUAUUGGCUGUAGUUACUGUAAAACAUUUAAGUAGAUUUAGUUUGAGUACCUCAUUACUUAUUGUUUUUUUUUAUUAUGAGAAAUACAUAGAAAUAUUUCUAAAUCUGUUACGUAUGUUAGAAUCAUUAUGGUAACCAGCUUACCUGUAUUUAAUAUGUGUUGUUAAGUAAAUGACUGAUGCCAAUUCAUUGUCAUAUUGUAUUUUGUUGAAAUUAGCCAUCAUUAUCUGUAGUACAAGUUUUUGAUAGUCCUAUAGACAGUUUUCUAGGUUCGACAGCAUCAUAAAUUGCAAAGUAUCAAUCGAACAUUCCUAUAAAUAAAUUAAUCACCAAAAGAGGGAGCAUUUUUUAAACUGGGUUCCGUAUGUUUAUAUGAUUUAUUAAUGCAAUGCUUUUAACAGAAAUUAUUGAAACAGGAUUUUCUAUUAUAAUUUAUUCCCUAUAAAAGAAAGAGGGUAACGUUUGAUAAUACACUGUAAUCUGUUUUAAACUAAAUAAAUGACUGCUGUUUUUCAUUUACCAUUGUAGAAAAUAAUCAUUCAUUUGUUUCAAUAUUGUUAAGUGAAGAGUUAAAUCAUCUGCAUCUUUUAUUGUGGUAAUUGUUCUAAUACUAGGUGUUUAAGUCAUCAAAUGGUGCAAUGAUUAUUUUAUGUCAAAAUGUAAAGUGGUUGUUAUGACAACAAAUAAAAUAUUUAUUGUUUUCAAA
This is a messenger RNA of Mytilus trossulus (common blue mussel), 4166 nucleotides long. RefSeq names its product integral membrane protein GPR180-like. The record is from RefSeq and is a predicted model, not a curated record. Bases 208 to 1521 code for a protein of 437 amino acids. The transcript has 9 exons. Gene Ontology annotation, biological process: response to pheromone; G protein-coupled receptor signaling pathway. Lineage: Eukaryota; Metazoa; Mollusca; Bivalvia; Mytilida; Mytilidae.